Soboliphyme baturini is the source of this 1068-nucleotide messenger RNA. The record is from the annotation of a GenBank genome assembly. NCBI's taxonomy places the organism in Eukaryota, Metazoa, Nematoda, Enoplea, Dioctophymatida, Soboliphymatidae.
AUGGCGCCGGUUCGUAAACAACCGAUGAGAUCGCAAUCGAAGACCAUUUUGAGGACAAUCCGCCAUGGCCAGAAAACACGACCAAUCAUUGCAGCUUUAAAAGCCGGUGCGGACAAUGCCACUGAGGGACCGUGGUUGCUUUCGGUAGGUACAAUCCUGAACAACUCCUGGCAGGUGAGGAACGCACUCGCACACGGAUCUUUCGGACAGGUAUUCGUCGGAGUGAAUCUGUUCACUGGCUGCAAGGUCGCCAUCAAAGCGGAGCCUUCGACCAGCUCCGCUUUCACUCUAAGAACCGAGGUACUGAUUUUGCAGAAACUGAAGGGCAAGCCGCACAUGCCCGAAUAUUACGGAUAUGGGUGUACCGCCAGCGUGUUUUACGUCGUCAUGCAGCUAUUGGGUCGCAAUUUGUCAGAACUGAAGAAGACGACAUCUUUAGACAUGUUUAGCGCUGCCACCACGUUCCGAUUGGGCAUGCAAAUGCUGGAAAGUAUCGAGCAACUGCACGACAUCGGCUACCUGCACAGAGACAUAAAACCGGGAAAUUUUGUGAUCGGUAAACGAGCAAAUGGCCAGCACAAGGUCGUGUAUUUGAUCGACUUUGGCCUUGCGCGACAGUACGUAGAUCCAGUGACCGGCAGCAUCAAACCCCCAAGAACAAACUGCGGUUUCAGGGGCACAAUGCGCUAUGCGUCGGUGAACAGCCAUAAAGGCCGAGACCUCUGUCGUGCUGACGAUCUGUGGUCACUGUUUUACUCCAUGCUGGAAAUGAUUCGUGGUCAGCUACCGUGGCGCAAAAUUCAUGACCGACAAGCUCUGCUCGUUGCGAAGCAGGAGACUGACUUUUACUCGAUCCUCGAAGCGUAUCCUCCAGAGCUGCAUCGCAUGUUCAAUCAUCUACAUUCGCUAAAUUACUACUGUAGACCUAAUUAUUCGAUGCUGAGCAAAGCGUUUAGAGCCAGACUGGCUUCGUAUAAGGUGAGGGAUUCAACACCUUUUGAAUGGGAACAUCCGGAUGUCGAUGAAGAUGAGAUUAUGUCACUGACCGACAACAACGGAGACUGCUGA